AUGUUUCUGAAACAGAUCAAAGUUUACACGUUGACCAUAGGAGGUCAUGCGAGCGGGAAGCUGCACCGUACGCUCGCUUCGAUCCGGUCGACGGUGGAUUUGACCCUCUUUAACGGAGCUGCGGGUCGCCGCGUAUGCUUUUACUGGCGCGGGUGGUUUCGUCCGCUCGUGUGCCUCGUUAACGGGGACCGGAUCAAGCUCCGGUAG
Molecule: messenger RNA, 207 nt
Organism: Microbotryum saponariae
Lineage: Eukaryota; Fungi; Basidiomycota; Microbotryomycetes; Microbotryales; Microbotryaceae
Source: the annotation of a GenBank genome assembly